AUGGCUCGUCAAUCGGAGCUCAAGAUUGAAAAAUAUGUGGAAUUGAAGUUGAGCCGCGAAUCCUGCCUACCCUAUACCCACAUACCCAGUCUGCCAGUCACCCACACCUCUCUCCCCCAUUCUUCGAAGGUUCCAUGGUUCCAUCUCCGAGCUCCAUAUUUGAGAGAAGGAGAGGCUGAGGGAGACAGAGAACUCGCCAAUCGUCGCUCGAAGCCUCGAGGUCGUUCAUCAUCGCCGUCGAAGGGUCGCCGUCGCAGGGUCGCCGAGCAACAUAGCCAAAGCCGAGCACUCGAGCAGCACUCCAACGUCCAACCAGUCCAGCCGCCGAGCAAGACUCCAGUGGCCGAGCCGCCGAACAACCAGUCUCUCUCCUGCAAAAACCCAAAACGAAACAGAACUAUGUCUUCGUCAGAGAAAUUGCACCAACUGGAGAAGAUGAGGAUGAGUCUGGUGUGGAUUCUGAUUAAACAUGGUGGCUGUUUGGCUUUUAUUUGUUUUAAAGUGAAUGUUUCGGUUUAAACUGUGUUUAUUGUUGUUGUUUUGCUAGACAUUUUUAAUUGUCUUUGUUUUAUGUUUAAUUAAGUUGAAUUUGUAUUGGAUUUGGA
This is a messenger RNA of Arachis stenosperma, 605 nucleotides long. RefSeq lists its product as uncharacterized. The transcript is spliced from 3 exons. The record is from RefSeq and is a predicted model, not a curated record. NCBI's taxonomy places the organism in Eukaryota, Viridiplantae, Streptophyta, Magnoliopsida, Fabales, Fabaceae. The coding region runs from base 1 to 519 and encodes 172 amino acids.